AAUUUUUGUUUCAGCUCUAGUUCACAACUCAACUUGCUGCAAACGCGUUUUUUUUUGUUGUAAAAAUCUAAAAUACAAGAAUUAGGAUUAGUUAACUCGCUCCUAGUGUUUAACCAAGUACACCUUUAGUUAGCUUUACGGUUAGUUUCCCGUGGCGAAGGCGGCGACAUUGGCAGCAAAUUGCAUAUAAUAAUUACCUCUCGGCAACCGCAGUUGAGCAAAGUAAAAGAAAAGAAGAGAAGUUUGCAAGAGGCGUGUGAGCGUGACGAAAAGAGCGAGAGAGCAGAAAGGGAUUUGAACAGGACAAGAGGAAAUAGCAACGGAUCGAAACAGAGCAGGGAAAAAUCGAAGAGGCUUCGAAAACCCACAAAACCUCCAAAACCCGACUGGCUGGGGACCAAAUGUCAAAUUGCGGCGCAUAAAUACAUAAAUUGAAGCCCCCCGCACAAGUCAGGCUCAUCCAAAAUUACACAUACACUCACACACAAGGCAGCAGUUGUCGCAACAGGAAAAAAGAAUUUAUUGGACGAUGUACGCCGGAGCAUAUGCACCCAACGCCGGCGGCGUUCAACAACACACGGGCGGCGGUUACUAUGGAAAUGGUGCCGCAGCAGCUGCUGGAGGAGGCGGUAACGGUGCCCCCCGACACGACCGUCCCUAUUAUCCGCGCAGUAAUUUUGCCGGCGCCGCCGGUGGAGCGGCACUUAAUGGAGCAGCUGGUGCCGCUGGCGGCAUGCACUUCGGCCAGCCGUACGGCGUGAUGGCCUACGGCAUUCAGAAUGGCCUGGGAAUUCGCGCUGCUGGCGCCGGUGGCGGUAAUCCUUAUCGCCAGCAAAACGGUGUCGCCUUUGCCGGAAACGGGCUUGGAGGAGCCCCUGGUGGAGGUGUUGGUGGAGCAGCUGGUCAAGGAGGUGCCGGCGGCAAUGGCGGUGGCUAUGGCGGACCGCGUGGAAAGAAUCCCAAUUACGCACAGCGCUACCAAAAGCCGCAUAACGGCGGCGGUGGUGGAUAUCAGAGCAAUAACUACAACGCAGCCGCUUUGGGCAUGCUGUCCAAGGAGGAGCGAGCCGAAAUCCAACGCGAGAAGGCCAAGAACCCUGGUCGCAAUCUGGUCAAGCCUAUGUGGGAGAACCUGGAGCCAUUCCACAAGGAUUUCUACAACAUCCAUCCGAAUACGCUGGCCAAAACCGAGCAGCAGGUGGCCGAAAUACGUCGCGAACUGGAGAUUACCGUAUCGGGCAACGAACUGCCGCAUCCGGUGGUCAGUUUUGAGGAGAGCUCGCUGCCCGCCCACGUCAUUGAGGAGAUGAAGCGCCAAGGGUUCACCAAGCCCACGGCCAUCCAGUCACAGGGUUGGCCCAUCGCUCUAAGUGGCCGCGAUCUGGUGGGCAUUGCCCAGACCGGUUCCGGAAAGACACUGGCCUACAUGCUGCCGGCUAUUGUGCACAUCGGCAACCAGCCGCCAAUUCUGCGCGGCGAAGGACCCAUCGCUUUGGUGCUGGCACCCACGCGCGAGUUGGCCCAGCAGAUCCAGUCGGUCGUGCGCGACUAUGGCCAUUUGUGCAAGCCCGAGAUUCGUCACACUUGCAUCUUUGGUGGGUCAUCAAAGGUGCCGCAGGCACGUGAUCUUGACCGCGGCGUUGAGGUGAUCAUUGCCACACCGGGAAGAUUGAUUGAUUUCCUCGAGAACCGCAACACAAACCUACAGAGGUGCACCUACCUUGUCCUGGACGAGGCCGAUCGUAUGUUAGACAUGGGCUUCGAGCCGCAGAUCCGCAAGAUCAUCGAACAAAUUCGCCCCGACCGACAGGUGGUCAUGUGGUCAGCGACCUGGCCCAAGGAAGUGCAGGCCCUCGCCGGUGACUUCCUCAACGAUUACAUCCAAAUUAACAUCGGCUCGAUGAGCCUCUCUGCCAACCACAACAUCCGCCAGAUCGUCGAGAUCUGCACUGAGAUGGAGAAGCCGCAGCGUUUGGUACGCCUACUCAAAGAGAUAACUCCGACCAACAAUUCGGCCAACAACGGCAACAAGAUUAUAAUCUUUGUGGAGACCAAGAUAAAGGUGGAGGACAUCUUACAGAUCAUCCGUACCGAAGGCUACACCGCCACCUCUAUUCACGGUGACAAGACCCAGAACGAGCGUGAUUCCGUGCUGAAGGAUUUCCGUAAUGGCAAGUCUAACAUUUUGAUUGCCACCGAUGUGGCCUCACGUGGUCUUGAUGUGGAGGAUCUGCAGUACGUGAUCAACUAUGAUUACCCUAACUCCUCGGAGAACUAUGUGCACCGCAUCGGACGCACUAGACGCUGCCAGCAGCUGGGCACUGCCUACACAUUCUUCACACCCGACAAUGCCAAGCAGGCGCGGGAGCUGAUCUCCGUGCUCGAGGAGGCCGGCCAGACGCCCUCGCAGGCUCUUUUGGAUUUGGCCCGUUCGAUGCCCAGUUCGGGCGGCUAUCGCGGCAACAAGCGCUGGAACAACAAUGGUGGCGGUGACCGCAACUCUGGCGGUCACAACGGCGUCUAUCAGCAGCGCAACAACAACCCACUGAACUACCAAGCGGGCAACAGCUACAACAACAACCGUGGUGGUCCACCAACUGGCGGUGGUGGUGGUGGCUAUCAGCAGUAUGCCGCUGGCGGCAAUACCUAUCAGCAGAAUGGAGGCGGUAACGGAGGCGGUGGCAACUGGAACCGCAUGAACCAAAUGGGACAGGAUAACGGCAGCGGCGGGCAACAGCAGCGAAAUGGCAACACCUACCGGCCGAGGGCGCCAUUCAACAAUGGAGGACCACGUGCCAUAAUGGGUCACCAGGGAGGCGGCGGUGCUGGCGGACUGGGCGGAGCCGGAGGCGUGAGCGGUGGCCCCCAGCCGCAUAUGGCACCCCAGCAGGGCGGCCAAUACAUGCCGCAGGCGUAUCGCAGUCGUGGACAGUUUGUGCCUCAGGGAGCUGGAGCUGGUGGCAUGCCGCCGCGUUUCCAGCAGUAUCCCAAGCGAGAGUACCAGCAGCAAGGAGUCCCGCACUACGGUCAGCAGCAGCAACAACAACAGCAGCAGCAGCAGGUACAGCAGGCUGGCCAACAGCCCAAGCCGCCGAAGGAUGAUGGCAACAAGUAUGCCCAAGCGCCGCCACCGGCUGCGGUAACCACUUCGCUGGUGCAUUACACGCCGGCCAACUCGCCGCCGAUUGCGGCCGUUGCUGCUGCCGCUGCCGCAGCGGCCGGAAGGGCAGCCGCAGUUGCCCCGGCACCAGGAGCCGCUUACAUGUACGAUGCAGCUGGAGUUUUGACCACGGCCGCGGCGCCCGGUACCAAUCCAUAUGCCAAUCAGUUCAGCAUGCCGGCCACCUACUAUGCGGCCCAGCAUCAUCAGUUUGCCCCGGCAGUGGCUGGUCCUGGACCAGGACCUGGCCAGGCCAUCGAGCAGGCAGGACAUCAAUAAGGGGACUUGCGGGAAUAGCAGGAAGGUGGAUCGUGGAUUGUGGAUCGUGGAGAGCUAAAAACAACAAAACCAACAACAGCUUUAGCAACAACAAAAACAACACCAAUGACGUGGACAAACCAACAAACAACAACAACAAAAACAGCAGUUAACAAACAAAAUCAGUCAUGAAGAAAUCCAAGUGCAUAUGAGACGGGACAGGAAGAAGGAAUAUUAAUUUGCCAACAUAAAAGAGCACAGUUAAUCUUUAAAUUCGAAGCGAAAAAACUUGCCCAAUUGUUUUUUAUUUUUCUCACCCACUACUACCACUAUUAGCAUCUUUUGUGUCCUCCUCUUUCGCUCGUUCAAGCUGGCUCAGUUUGUGUCUGCGAUCGAAUUUGACCUCUAAACAACCCCUCCGACUUUUCAUUUGUUACUGUUCUUUGGGCAAACUUUGUAUAAACAGUACCAAAAAUUAAUAACCAGGCGCACUGGAAAUAUCACCGAAAUCGAAACCCUUUGUUUUCCAAAAAGGUAAAACCCAACAAAAACAAGUGAACGCCUCGAAAGUGAGAAAUUAUUGUAGUUUUUAAGCUUUUCCACCUACACUGACAGCAUGUUCUUCGAAUGUUUAAAAAGAAAUAGGUAGGGCUAUUAUCAUUUCUUUUCCGCCAGGCAAAAACAAGCAAAAUUAAAACUAGACACAAACAGACACUGUUAGUUAAGUGAUAUAUAUAUAUAUUCAUGUGUAUUAAUUUUUACACGAAGCUAAAAACACAAGAAAACACAAGCACGCAACCAAAAAAAAUUUCAUUUGAAUUCGAAAAUUGUCAAACACAAAAAAAGGGAUGGUAAAAACUCUUAUAACUAACUUGGUUGGAAUGAAAUGAACGGUUUGCUUAUAAUAACUCAUAUUUCAAUAUGUUUAAUUAUUUUAUAUACAUAUAUAUUCAUGCGAAAUUUGCAACAAACAAUUACAACAAAGGAAAAACUGACCAAAUUCAACACAAAUUCCAUUUAUAAAAACGCAGCCAACGAUUGAAAUAUAUAAUACACCAAGAUGUUGGCCUAAUCCAAAAUAGCAUAGAAAGGGAAUGGGCAGCGCUGCUUUGGUAGGAAGUAUGUUGAUUUAAAACUAACGAAAAACAAUCGAUAAUAUAAACAAUUUAAGCAAUGGGAGGACACUCACACAGCCACAUAGAACCCACACAAGCACAUGGCACACACAACCACACCUACACACGAACACUAUAAGGACAAGCAAAUUUACAAUUAUUAUUUAAUUUCCCAUUUUGAUACAUAUAUGUGUGUGUACUCUAUAUAUAUGUAUGUAUAUGUAUAUGUAGAUUCGAGCUUGAUUUUUAAUGGAGAUUAAAACAAAAAGUUAUUUUGUUUAAGACACUAUGUAAUUCGAUAAGAAUCCCCCUAACACAACAUUCGCAAAAUUAACGAGAUUUUUUCAAAAGUUCUAUGCAAAUACUUGAAAAUAAAAUACAAUUACAUUUUUCAAUUAUUCCAAGACCAAAGAACAGAAGCAGUUGAAAAAGAAGAAAGCGAAGAAAGAAAAGACGCCACAUUCAUCCAUAAAAACAAGAAAAGCGAACACGAAACAAGAGGAAUAGAAGGAGGAACACAAAACAAGGGUAGAAGAUCGAAUAAUGCCAAGCAAUGCCACACGAAAAUAAUGAUAAUAAUAAUACAGCAAACAUAAUGCAUACUUCUGACUAUUCCAAAAUGCUAUUUUCCGUUUCCACAAAUGUUUAUUUUUUGUUUUGUAUUUUUCUUUUUUGUGAUUGCCCGAUUAAUUUCCUCUUCCGAAUACUUUUGGCCAGAGUUCAGUACGAGUUAAAUAGGUAGUAGUUAUCUUAAUUGGCAGCUCCAGUUAUAUAGUUAGCAGUAAUAUAUCCAAAUAUCGUCUGUCCAAGCAGUUGUCCAUGUUGUUGCAAGCAGUACGUUGUCCUUCGCCAUGGGAAAGCAGUACAAAGAAUUUUGGAAAACGUAACGGACACAAGGGAAUAUUCUACAGAAAAAAAGUGUGAGAAUACAAAACAAAUAGAUGAAAAUCAUGUAGAUUAUAUUAUAUAUAUAUUUGUUAGCCGAUCAAGGGGAGUGAAAGGAACGUUUCUAAUAACUUGUUUUUAAUUAGUUUUCUACGUGAACGGUUUCCUUUUUAGCAAAUAAAUCAAUCUGGGAAAAAUAGAGGGAAUAUUUAUAUAUGGUAUAUCGUCAACACAAGGAUCUCUUUUUGAAGUAAAGGGGCAAGACUUUUUCAUAGACCUAUAAUUCAUAAAGAGGAAAGUCAAUAUUUAGCUCAUUUCAUAUUUGGAUUUUUCUUUUGGGGGUUUUAAUUUCCUUUCAUACAUUUUGAAAAUCAUUGGAGACGGGAACGGGAACUAUAUCUGAAUAUUAUUUUUUGUAUGUACUCUAGGCGUAUACGCAAUGUUACCAAGUGAAUUAAAUGUUUAAUUUUUAUAGUUUCCUACUUUUUAAUUAUGAUUUCGAUGCAACCGAAUUGUGAUGAUGUGAUAGACUUAUAUAAACAAACGAAAAUACAAAAAUACUAAUUAAUAACCAAUUUAAAUGAAGUAAACGCAGCGCCCCCAAAAAGGCCAGGCCAAAUAAACUGAAGCAGAGCCAGCUGAAAACUGAAGCUGAAUCGAUAUCAGUAUCUGAAUCAGAAGAUAAAUAUGAAUAUAUGUUAUGUAUUUGUAUUAUUGUCAUUGUCGUUGUCGCUUAUAGACAAUGUCUGAUGGCUACAAUAUAAUGUAUUAUGGAUGACUUGAGGCAUACAUUCUUUUUUUGAAGAAAUAAAACUAUAGAGCGCGAUAUUUGUAUUGUAUUUAUCUAUAAGUUGUUGUGUACACACUGCGAGAAACAAACAAACCAAACAACAAACUAAAAAAAGCAAAAAAAAAAACACGGAAACACACAAAAUCAAAACAAAACAAAAACGAGAAAAAAAAAGAGCAAAAGAAGUUGAAACUGAUAAAAUUUAAGAGUAACUGAAACCGAAAGCUUCAACUAAAGGAGGGGGACGCGGAGAAUUCGUAGUUCCCUUCACUCUUUUGAGGCAAGUCCUUCGUUUAUGUCCUAAUCGAUCGCUCUAUCUCUGUCUCUCUAUCUCUCAGCCCCUCCCCCUAUACGAUAUAUUUCUCGCUCGCAGUCUCUUCUUAAAACGAUAGAUUUAAAACGAUAGAAAUUCGCAUAUACAUAUAUUUUUGAAAGUAUAGAAUUGCAACUUUUGAAAAAAUGCAACCAAAAAAUAAAGAAAGACUAAAGCCAAAAACAAAAUGAAUUCAAUUGUUUGAAGCAAGAACAAGAGAAUAACGGAGAAAUGAAACAAAGUGCCGUUAUUUCGAUAGUUUGUAAAGCUGUUUAAUUUAUUUUUUGUCUAUUUCGUUUACUUAGAGAACUGAAAAUCGUUUACACAAACAACCCACACACUACACACGAGUUUUUGGUAUACAUAGUUUUUUUUUUGCGUUUGUUUUACUUUUUAUUUGUUUCGUUUUAAGCAUUUCGUUGGUUAACUAAAAUACAUAUAUGACAUACGUGUAUAUAUGUCGUAGGCGAUAAAGUCAAUGCAUUUACCGUUACGGUGCGACACGCACAAGUGCCAAAAAUGCAGAAACACCCGGCACAUCCACGCACUCUUUCACACACACACAACACCCCACACUGACAACAGUAACACACACAAAUUUCUUAUAGAUAAUACAAACACAAACAAACAUAUUGCAUAUUUACAGUGGGCAAAAAGGGUUUUAGUGCGCUUUGACUUAAUGCCCAUUGUUUAUGCGAGACCUACAGAACAAGCAUACUUUUAAGCGCCAAAGUUAGGAGCGGCUUUUGAGGGUUCUUAAUAAAAAUUACAAAAAUAUGAAACCAUUAAACAGACUUGUUGGGCAAAAAGAUUUAGCAGAAGCAGCCAGAUCGUAAGUUAUAAGCUAAAUUUGCCUUUGGCAGAAGGAACUAACCUAAAAGUAAUAAAAUGUUUUAACCAAAACCCAUUGUGAUAACAGCUGCGUAAACGAAACACAUUAUAAUCUUUUUUGUAUUUCGAUUGCAAUUCGAUAAAAACGGGGAUAUCCCACUAAGUCCUUAAUAAAAUAAAUUCAAUCAAAAGAAAGCAAGCCAACAAUUUAUCCAAACUAGUUUUAAAACGAAUACAAAACUCACCCAGCCGCACAUACACGUAUUUUAUUAAUUUGAAAAGAAAACUUCUCUUGAUUUUCAUUUGUUGUGUUGAUCAAUGCAAAUUUUAGCGAAAACAAACAGAGAAAAACCAGAAGAAUCAACUGCAAAUUCUUAGCCAUUUCGAAGGAGCGUGCAUUUAGAUCACAUUACAUCAAAUAUAUACACUUGCAUAUAUUUAAAGAAAAACAUUUAAAUAAAUUCUAAAUAUUACCAUAGAUUACUUACACAAAAUGCAACUGAAGAAUCAGACGAUUUAUAUGCAUACAAGAUAAUGCAACCUAAUAAACGAGGAGCCAAGCAAACGCGUUUGAAUAAAUGUUUGCAGCUUAAGCUAAGUUAGCACACACAAUAUUAUAUUAAUUAUAAACGAUAUAGAUAUGCAAUAAAAUGCAUAUAUUUAUAAUGCACCGCCCCCUCUAUUUAUCCGUCGUAAAAGAAAAGAAAACCUAGACGGAAGAGGGGCUGAAACUAACGAAGAAAAUAAAAUGUAAUCAAUUUACCUAUCUUAUACUAGGUUAUACGAACCCAUAAAAAUAAUCCUGUACCCAUCUAGAAAAGGGACAAUUAUUCUUCCCCGCCCAUCGCCCCAAAUCCCAAAUGUUAAACACGUAAAAACGCAUAAUUAUGAAAUAUGUAAUGGAAAUAUUUACAAAAAAGCGAAAUAUCUUCUAUGUAACAAAUAAACGCCAACAAAAAUCACUUUUAAA
This is a messenger RNA of Drosophila ficusphila, 8322 nucleotides long. It is a transcript of the gene mahe, whose product is annotated as ATP-dependent RNA helicase dbp2. Gene Ontology annotation, molecular function: RNA binding; ATP binding; RNA helicase activity. Bases 530 to 3439 code for a protein of 969 amino acids. The record is from RefSeq and is a predicted model, not a curated record. Lineage: Eukaryota; Metazoa; Arthropoda; Insecta; Diptera; Drosophilidae. The transcript has 4 exons. Gene Ontology annotation, cellular component: ribonucleoprotein complex; nucleus; cytoplasm.